Molecule: messenger RNA, 2731 nt
Organism: Daucus carota subsp. sativus
Lineage: Eukaryota; Viridiplantae; Streptophyta; Magnoliopsida; Apiales; Apiaceae
Product: G-type lectin S-receptor-like serine/threonine-protein kinase B120
Exons: 7
Coding region: 86-2605 (839 amino acids)
Biological process (GO): recognition of pollen; protein phosphorylation
Molecular function (GO): ATP binding; protein serine/threonine kinase activity
Source: RefSeq, a predicted model, not a curated record
UUGACCUUAAGAGAAUCAAACUCGUAUACCAAAUUAUUUCACUAAAUUAAAAAAUCCGAGUUACAAACAUAUCAUCCUGUACAAAAUGUGGCAAGUUAGAAGUGUUGGUUGCACCAUAACAAGAUCAAGGUUCUUUGUUUGUGUUUGGCUCUGUUUGAUCAUGGUAGAUGACAUUUGUUUGUCCAAUGAAAUUAACAAACUUUUACGAGGGCAAUCUCUUUCCCCAGACCAGUUUAUAGUAUCUAACAACGGCAUAUUUCAGUUGGGAUUCUUCGCAACUAAUAAGCCUGCUCCAAACUUGUAUCUGGGAGUAUGGUACAAAGGCUUUGCAAACCGAACAACUGUUUGGGUAGCAAAUAGAGAGAAACCUUUGUUAGAAUCACUUUCUUCAAAGCUUGAAAUUUCGGAUGAUGGGAACAUAGUCCUGCUUGAUGAGUCUACUUCGAUUGUGCUGACAGAAGUCACAGAAAAAUCAUUUCUGCCAAAUUCUGUGGAAGCAGUACUUCUUGAUGAUGGGAAUUUUGUGCUGAGAGAAAGUUCUAAACCUUCUGUUAUAUACUGGCAGAGUUUUGGUCAUCCGACAGAUACCUGGCUUCCAGGUGCAAAACUGCGAACUGAUAGUCUUUUAACUUCUUGGAAAAACUCUGAGGAUCCGUCUUCUGGUUUAUUUUCAGUUCGUAUAGAUGUGAGUAAAGAUAAGGAAUAUUCAUUGAUCAUGGAGUGGAACAAGUCGACAAGGUUUUCGAGUAGUGGAAUAUGGAAAAAUAAAAUUUUUAGCUUGAUUCCUGAGCUAAAUUACAUAUCUGAUUUCAGAUUUGUUUCUGGAGAGAAUGAAACUUAUUUCUCUUAUUCUAUAUACAACCCAAAAACAAUUUCAAGACUUGUCAUAGAUGUUUCAGGACAGUUAAAGCAGUUCAAUUCUUUCCGUGAAAAUCCGUUGUGGAGUACAACUUUGGUUGAGGAGCCCCCAGAGGCUUAUGCUAUCUGUGGUCCAUAUGGCAUCUUAAAUUUAUCAGCCUCUUGUGAAUGUUUGCCAGGAUUUCAGCAACCUCUUUCACCAGGAUUAGAUGAUUUUCGCGAUGGUUGCACGAGGGAAAAGCCAUUGAAAUGUGAGAAUAGUAGUUCUAACGGGAAAAAAGAUGAGUUCAAGCGAAUACCUAAUGUCAAUGUUUACUCUAAUUCAGUACUACAUCCAGCUCAGAGCAUGAAGAAUUGUGAAAUAGCUUGCACCAAAAGCUGCUCCUGCAUAGCUUAUAUGUAUCAUAACAGUAAGUGCCUAGUAUGGGAGAAUAUUUUACUGAACUUGACUCAGGUUUCAGACGGUCACAACAAUAGAUAUGACCUCUACGUCAAGCUGGCUGCUUCUGAGAAAGCCAAUGGAGGGAAGAGUAUAGUAGCUUGGAUUGUAUCAGCAACAGUGGCCUCAUUGGUGGCACUGGUAUCAGGUGGCUGUCUUUGCCGUUUCUGGAUAUGCAAAGGCCAAGAUACAGGAAAGGAGGACUUGAGGAAGGACCUGCAAUAUUAUGAUUUUAGUUCAAGCAGUAAUGCAACUGAUGAGAAAAGAAACAAAAAUAAAUUGACAAUAGCAGGAAAGCGAGAUGAUGAGCUGCCAUUGUUUAGUUUCAAAAGUGUCUCGGCUGCAACAGAAAACUUUUCUGUAGAAAACAAGCUCGGACAAGGAGGAUUUGGUCCUGUAUACAAGGGAAAAACAAUAGCUGGCCAAGAAAUAGCAAUUAAGAGGCUUUCAAGAAGAUCAGGACAAGGAUUGGAGGAAUUCAGAAAUGAGAUUGCAUUGAUUUCCAAACUGCAGCAUCUAAAUUUGGUGAAACUCUUGGGCUACUGCAUAGAAGAAGAUGAAAACAUAUUGAUCUAUGAGUAUAUGCCUAAUAAGAGCUUGGAUUUCUUUCUAUUUGAUUCAAGCAAGCAACAUCUAUUAGUUUGGGAGGCACGCAUUCAGAUAAUUGAAGGGAUAGCACAGGGGCUCCUUUAUUUACACCAGUACUCAAGAGUGCGAAUUAUUCAUAGAGAUCUGAAGGCCAGUAACAUUUUGUUAGAUGGUGAAAUGAAUCCCAAGAUUUCAGACUUUGGCAUGGCACGAAUAUUUGGUGGGAACGAUUCAAGGGCAAACACAAUGCGGAUUGUUGGAACUUUUGGGUAUAUGGCUCCUGAAUAUGCACUGGAAGGCCAUUAUUCAAUAAAGUCUGACGUGUUUAGUUUUGGAGUGUUGCUGCUUGAGAUUAUUAGUGGCAAGAAGAACACUGGAUUCUAUAAUUCUGACUCUCUCAACUUACUUGGUCAUGCAUGGAAGUUGUGGAAUGAUGAUAGAGCAGUGGAGUUGAUGGAUCCAGCACUCGGCUCACCUUCUUCCGUUUAUACAUUGAUGAGAUACAUAAACAUAGGACUUCUAUGUGUUCAAGGAAAACCAGCUGAUAGACCUUCUAUGUCCAAAAUUAUUCCCAUGCUUAAUAGUGACCUUAUACCACUUCCAGCACCAACUGAACCUGCCUUUACUACUAACCAUACUGUAAAACCAGAAGUUUUAUUGAGCGGUGGUGAAAAUUGUACACUUAAUGGCCUUACAGUGUCAAGGAUUGAACCUAGAUAGCUUGAUUAGAGAGCAUCAGUUCUAGCUCCUUGACAGUAAUAUUUGUAUAGAAGAUAUAGCGGCACACAGAGGUAUUACACUUGUGAUCAGCAUUUCGCUCUGCACCUACAGUUGGUUCAGUAUUCA